CCUCGGGAAGGUCCCGCGCAUGCGCGGUGAGGUCUGUCUGACCGACCUUCAGCCGGGCCGGUACCACCAUGUUCUCUCGGGCGGGCGUCGCUGGGCUCUCGGCCUGCGCGGUGCAGCCGCAAUGGAUCCAAGUUCGAAAUAUGGCAACUUUAAAAGAUAUUACCAGGCGACUAAAGUCAAUCAAAAACAUCCAGAAAAUCACCAAGUCUAUGAAAAUGGUCGCGGCAGCAAAAUAUGCCCGAGCUGAGAGGGAGCUGAAACCAGCUCGAGUAUAUGGAAUAGGAUCUUUGGGUAAGUGAAGGGUAUAAUUCACAAAUUGU
Leptonychotes weddellii (Weddell seal) is the source of this 320-nucleotide messenger RNA. The record is from RefSeq and is a predicted model, not a curated record. NCBI's taxonomy places the organism in Eukaryota, Metazoa, Chordata, Mammalia, Carnivora, Phocidae.